AGUGUGUUAUUAAAUAUAUUUUAUUUGUUUUAUUAUUAUUUUUGCUAACUAUAUUGAGGGUAUAAAUAUUUUUGAUAAAAAAAUUAUCAUUAGUCAAUUUGCUGAUGAUACAGCCUUAUUUCUUAAGAAUGAACAUAUGAUUCCUUUAGCUGUUAACAAAAUAAAUAUGUUUUCAAAAGCAUCUGGACUAACUUUAAAUUUACGUAAAUGUGAGAUUUUGCCUGUACACCAUUGUAAUCUAAAAAAUAUUGAAAGCAUUCCAGUUAAAAAUGAAGUUAAAUACCUUGGAUUGAUAAUCACAAAAAACGGUGCUGAAAGGGAAAAUGCAAACAUUUUACCUAGACUGAAUGAUGUUAAAAAAGUUUUUAAUCAUUGGCUGAGUAGAGAUCUGUCAAUUUUGGGGCGUAUAUUACUAUCUAAAGCAGAAGGUCUCUCGAGACUUACUUACCCCUGCCACUCAAUCUUUACUUCUAAUAAAACAAUACAGACAUCCAACUCCAUCAUUUUUAAUUUCAUUUGGAGGAAUAAAACUCAUUAUAUUCGAAAAAGUCAACUGGUAAAAGAUUAUGAAAAUGGAGGUUUAAAAGCAUUAAACUUUGAAUCCAUUAUUGCUGCGUUCAGAGUUACAUGGCUGAAAGAAUGUUUGUCCUUAUCUGACUCUUUAUGGUACCACAUUCCAAAUAAGCUAUUUAAUAAGGUUGGAGGUUUAGAUUUUCUUCUUAGGUGUGACUUUGACCUCUCCAAACUACCUUUAAAGAUAUCCCCAUUUCAUAGGCAAGCGCUUCAAUUUGGGAAAUUGCUUUUUACUCAUAACUUCACUCCCCACAACACAGUGUUGUGGAAUAAUAGAGUAAUCACUAUCAAUAGGAAAUCUUUAUUCAAAUCAGACUGGUAUGAAAAUGGUGUAUGUUUCGUACUUGACUUGAUGCAAUUGGAUGGUCAUCUGUUAUCCUAUGAAAACUUUGUCAGUAGAUUUAGAAUUAAAGUCACUUGUAAAGGGUAUGAGAAAGUAUGCAAGGCUAUACCUACACCGUUACUUAGAAUGAUUCAAAAUAUAUUACUUUAUUCACCAAUCAAAACAUGCUUGACAUCACUAGCCAUUGACCACAUCAAUCUGUUGGAUAAGAAAUGUAAUAAUAAAUGGGUUAGUCGGACAUUCAACCAAUUACACUUUUGCAACUUCAAUUGUGAUACUCGACAAGAUUUAAAAAGUUCUUUUAAAAAAAAAACUUUUAUUUUCUAUCUGUCAUAUCCCGUCACGCCUAAAAUGAAAGAGACACAUUUUAAAAUUAUUUCUGGUAUAUAUCCUGUUUCUGAUUUUCUACACAAGCGUUUCCAUUUUGAACUGGAAGAACUCUGUACUUUUUGCUCAGCUGAAAAAGAGACAAUUGAACAUCUAUUUUUCAACUGUCAACAUGCUAUGGACUUCUGGACUGCUAUACAUGGUUGGAUAUCAUUACAAAUUCCAAAUGUACCCCCUUUUAUUUUGAAUGAUGUCAUCUAUUAUAUGGACAAUUUGGACUUGACAAUUUCAGACACUGUUAAUUUUGUUAUUGUAAUGGGUAAAUUUUUUAUUCAUACCUGUAAAUGGAGAAGCUCCACUCCUAUUUUUGCUGUAUUUCUAAACUAUUUCUCAGAGUAUUUCAAGUCUUUAAAAUUUGCUUGUGAUAUAAACAGGAAAUCCUCAGUAUUAUAUAAUAGUAUUAAAAGAUCCUUGCUUUUUUAACUAAAUAAGUGUAAUACCUUGCCUUAGUGUGCCUAAUUUUAAAAAAAGAAAGAAAAAAAAACUGUUCUCCACUUGUUCUCUCAAGAUGUAUGUUACAAUUCUGUGAACUGUCUUGAACUGUACAUACUUCAAUUAAUUAAAUAAUUUAAAAAAAAAAAAAAUAAUAAUAAUCCUUCUUCCUUGUUUUGAACGUAAAACGUUCGGCGGCACCGCCCCCGUCGCUGCGUGCUCGUUCACGUCGCGCCGUUCACAAGUGGACGCCCUGCUGCGUCAUUUGCGCGCCGCCUCGCUCACGAUGCGCUUCUUUGCCCGACAUCCUAAAGAUAGAUGUUCCGAUUUCAGAUGACGACUGGCAGGAGGAGCACAAGCGUCUGGAUGAGCUGGAGGCGGGGCUCGGCCUGGGAGGAGGAGGAGGACUGGGAGGAUAACCGGACUUAGGAGGAACCCAACACUCUUCCUUCUCCUCCUCCUCCUCCUCCAGCCGUCUGCCUCCAUCAGCCGGCUGCCUCCAUCAGCCGGCUGCCUCCCCCUUCCAUCCUCCCUUCCUCCCCUCGGCUUCUCCUCGUCUUCCUCCAGGCUGCCUCCACCAGCCAGAGUGAGAUAGACGAGCUCCAAAAGGCUACAGGUGGAAAGAUUCAUGAUGGAUGGAUCGGCCUUCAGCGAGAUCCCAACAACAAGACUGCUUGGAAGUGGUCAGGAGGAGGACACAUUACAUACCAGAACUGGAAGGAUGGAGAACCCAGUAAUGGGGCCAAUGAGAACCGAGGAUUCAUGAAUUCUGAUGGGGAAUGGCAUGAUCGUCCUGACAAACGUUCCUACCAUUUUUACUGCAUGGAUGUGACUGUGGUGGAGGAGAAGAUGUCCUGGGAGGACGCUCUGAGCCACUGCAGAGAGAAACAAACUCACCUCCCCAGUCUGCUCUCUGAGACCGACCAGCUCCUGGCCCAGACUGAGAUCGAGAACAAGAACAUCAGUGAGCGGCUGUGGAUGGGCCUGCGUUUCCUGGGUGACGGCUGGAUGUGGGUGAACGGUGACCCUCUGGAAUAUGAGGCCUGGUCCAGACAAGGAGAUCAGGACCACCAGUGUCCAGUCAGGAAACGCUGUGGAACUUUAACCAAAGACGGACUGUGGGAGAACUGGGACUGUCAAGAUAAAUUCAACUUCAUCUGCAUCUGAAACAUUCUGUAGAGAUGCUGCCAUAUUUGUACUGUAGAGGUGAAUCUAAACUGUCGUCUUCUAUUUCUGUUUCUGUUGUGACGUUAAAUUCAUGACUUGUUUUAUGGCUCUUAUCCAGGUUGUUUUCUCCUGACUAGAUCCUUGCUUGUGCUGUUUCUACUCUCAGAUGUAUGUUUCUUUGGAUAAAAGCGUUUGCUAAAUGGAACUGUAGAAUUAUGUGGUGGUAAGUACCUGUCAGGUGGAGGGUUUUGUGUGCUUCAUGACCUUGUUUAGUGACUGAAAUUAGAAUACACGGUUCAGGACAUUUGAAACGAUCAGUGAUUUUCAUAGUAUCCCGUGGUGACGUUGUUGUAGAAUAAAGUUAACAUGCUAUCUUGUUCAAAGUUAGGGUUAGGAAUCAAAAUAAUGACGUGUUCCAUCCUGUUUUAUCACUUUCUGUAAUUGAUUUAUUUUAAAAAAAAACUGUUUGCUGCUCAAACAUAAAUGUCACAACUGAUGCACUUUGUUUAGAAUUUAGUGGUUUGUACCUGUCAGGUGGAGGGUUUUGUAUGUUUAAUGUUCUGUGACUGAAAUUAGAAUACAUUGUCAUGACAUUUGAAAAGAUCAGUGAUUUUCAAAGUAUCCUGAGGUGACGUUGUUGUAGAAUAAAGUUAACAUGUUAUCUUGUUCACAGUUUGACCGUUUCAGGAUGUUAUGAUCAAUAAAUAAGUAAAAUAUU
This is a messenger RNA of Amphiprion ocellaris (clown anemonefish), 3620 nucleotides long. RefSeq lists its product as uncharacterized. Bases 137 to 1726 code for a protein of 529 amino acids. The record is from RefSeq and is a predicted model, not a curated record. NCBI's taxonomy places the organism in Eukaryota, Metazoa, Chordata, Actinopteri, Pomacentridae. The transcript is spliced from 3 exons.